UCUCAUUGGCCCCACCUGUGCUCGGCCUCGGCCCGCAACAUUGAUAAUCCGGACCCGCUAAAAAAUAAUCGUCCAACAGAGCUUGCCCGUACUACGAGGAGGGCCAGCUUUCCAACCUCGCGAAUUCCCACUUACAAAAUCCCGAGUACGAUCGCGACCAUGUUCUCGGUCCCUGGCUGGAAUAUUUCCACGAGUAUCGCUACUCAGGCCGAGAAACCGAAGCCUCUAGAUCCGUCCAAGGAAGGCAAAAAAGCAAAGAAGAGAAGGCAGAAGCAUGAGGACCAGAUUAAUGAGGGAGAUCUAGGAGAUUACUUUAACAAGAUUUCCAGUGGAGUGGAUACACAAGAUGCCCAGGGGGUGGUGAAUGCGAAAGGACCGGAGGCGAACGGGUCUCCAGCUCCUAUAGGCGAAGAGAGUCAGGAAAAGAGAGGAAAGAAGAGGAAGAGGAAGAAUAACAAGGCUGCGAAAGAAGAAGGCAAGGGUGAAGAGAGCGCCGGAGCUACGAACAAUGAGUUACCAGUGCCAGCGGAGUCACCUGUGGCAGACUCAACUACGCCGAGAGCGGGCGAAACCAAGCGCGACAAGAAGAAACAAAAGAAAGACCCCAAGCCUACCGAUUCUCAAACACAAAAUGCGUCUACUUCGAACGAGAUUUCCAAAGCCCCCGCGCCGGUGUCUCUCCUGCCUCCAGAGCCCAAAGGACUCACACCUCUUCAGAAGUCUAUGCGCCUCAAACUUGCCAGCGCGCGUUUCCGUCACCUCAACGAAGCUCUCUACACAAAGCCAUCGGACGAGUCUCUCUCUCUUUUCAAAGAAGAUCCAACCAUGUUCGAAGACUAUCACCGAGGUUUCGCGCAACAAGUAGAAGUCUGGCCUGAGAAUCCUGUGGACAGCUACGUCAAUACAAUCAUUGCCCGCGGAAAGCUCCGCACAAAAGAUCCCUGGAAAGACAAGAAGCGCAAGGAGAAGAAAGGAAAAUCAAAUCCUGGCGAAGCAAUAGACUCAACACCUAGCAGCGCAUUAGAAUCUAGUCUCAAGCCUCUUCCCCGAAACUUGAAAUCACAAGCGACCAUCGCAGAUCUGGGCUGUGGAACGGCGUCCCUAUCCCACCGUCUCCAACCUCACCUGAAGUCUCUCAACAUGACCCUCCACUCCUUUGACUUAUCCAAACCCACGGGCCCCUCUGCUCCUCUCGUCACAGUCGCAGACAUCUCCGCGCUCCCCCUUCCCGACAACUCUGUCGACGUUGCCAUCUUCUGCCUCGCGCUCAUGGGCACCAAUUGGCUCGACUUUAUCGACGAAGCAUGGCGCAUCCUACGCUGGAAAGGCGAGCUCUGGGUUGCAGAAAUCAAAUCCCGCUUCGGGCGCGUAGAGCGCCGCAAAGCAGGCCAAGCCCCAAUCAACUCCAUCGGAAGCCUCCGCAAAUCUGGCCCCAAACCACCGGCGAAAUCGCGCAAAGGAAAAGAGAAGCCAGAGGAGGAAGGUAUUCAGGGAUCCGACGACGAGAAAGAGCUUGCGCAUAUUGUCGAUGGUCAGGACGGGCAGGAGGGCACAGAUGUUUCUUCAUUUGUGGCGGUGCUAGAGAAGCAUGGGUUCGUGUUGGAUGCGCUUCCUGAGCGCCAGUCUGAUGCUAUUGACCUCUCCAACAAGAUGUUUGUCAAGUUGCAGUUUGUGAAGGGGGUUUCUCCGGCGAAGGGGAAGAACGCCAAGAAAGAAGGCGCCGCUUUUAACACUUUCAAUAAAAAUAGUGGAGGUGGUGCAUUGAGGAUGGGGAUCAAGGGGAAGAAGUUCACGGCUGUCUCGAAUGGCGAUGAUGAUGGAGGCGAUGAGGUGGAUGCGAAGACGCUGAAGCCGUGUUUGUAUAAAAUCAGAUAG
Messenger RNA from Periconia digitata, 1875 nucleotides. The record is from the annotation of a GenBank genome assembly. NCBI's taxonomy places the organism in Eukaryota, Fungi, Ascomycota, Dothideomycetes, Pleosporales, Periconiaceae.